UAACUAUUUGUGCAAGAGGCUGGAAGAGAUAAGGGCUGCAGAAGUUAAACAGGCUAUUUCCUGUCGAAACCCUUCCAACAAAAGAGCAGUGACUGUUAAGGACACCCGCUGUAACAAGAGAACUUACUGCAGGAGCUAAUUAUUUGAUAGAUUGGCUGCUGGCUCUAUAUGGCAGAAGCAGGUGUUCACAAAAUUACUCAGAUGUUAAAUUGGUAUAUAACUGGAAUCACCUGGAAGAAAUGAACAACACUUAGAAAAUCUACUUGAUAGAGAUCUGGAGAGGCAUCCUGAAAUGAUACAGGUUUGAAGAUGUCUAUAUUUCCAUGAGGGUCGGCAAGAAAAAAAGAGUGAAUAGUUCUUGGCAGCUACUUUUUGUGAGGUCAGAAUGCAAGGGCAAAGAAGAACCAGCACAAUUGUAUCUGUAGCAAGUGUGAGUGGAGGGCAGGCUUGAAAAGAAGAAGGAACAUUCCCUGCUGGCUGGAUGGGGAAGCUGAGGCACAGAGAUUAAGUGACUUUUCCAAGGCCACACAGCAAGUCAGUGGCAGAUCCAGGAUUAGCGCUUGGGGACUUCCUGGAUCCCUCUUCCAUGCUUUAAGCAGUAGACCACAGUGUUCACUGGACUCAGCAAGCAACUCAUUGCAGUAAUGGACAGUUCCAAGGACUUGCACAUGAGAAAUGAUGAAGAGGCUGUUGUGGAUAGAGGUGGAACUCGCUCCAUUCUCAAGACACAUUUUGAAAAGGAAGAUCUAGAAGGCCAUCGAACAUUGUUCAUUGGGGUUCAUGUGCCACUGGGUGGAAGAAAAAGUCACCGACGCCAUCGGCACCGUGGGCAUAAACACAGAAAGAGAGACAGAGAGCGGGACUCAGGAUUAGAAGAUGGGAGAGAAUCUCCUCCUUUUGAUACUCCAUCACAAAGGGUGCAGUUUAUUCUUGGAACAGAAGAUGAUGAUGAGGAACACAUUCCUCAUGAUCUCUUCACUGAGCUUGAUGAGAUCUGUUGGCGUGAAGGAGAGGAUGCAGAGUGGAGGGAGACAGCAAGGUGGUUGAAGUUUGAAGAAGAUGUAGAGGAUGGGGGAGAGAGGUGGAGCAAACCCUAUGUUGCCACACUGUCACUUCAUAGCUUGUUUGAGCUGAGGAGCUGCAUCCUGAAUGGCACAGUUCUUUUGGACAUGAGAGCUAACUCCAUAGAAGAAAUUGCAGACAUGAUUCUGGACCAGCAGGUGGGUUCUGGGCAGCUCAGUGAGGAUGUUCGUCACAGAGUGCAUGAGGCAUUACUGAAACAGCAUCACCAUCAGAACCAGAAGAAGCUGAGCAACAGGAUCCCAAUUGUAAGAUCCUUUGCUGAUAUUGGAAAGAAGCAGUCUGAGCCCCAUUCCAUGGAUAAAAAUGCAGGUCAGGUUGUUUCCCCACAGGCUACUCCAGCCUGUAUUGAAAACAAAAAUGAUGUGAGCAGAGAAAACAGCACUGUUGACUUUAGCAAGGUUGACCUACACUUCAUGAAAAAGAUACCACCUGGAGCUGAAGCAUCAAACAUCUUAGUUGGUGAACUCGAGUUCCUGGACCGUGCCGUUGUGGCUUUUGUUAGGUUGUCUCCUGCAGUGCUGCUUACAGGACUGGCUGAAGUUCCAAUUCCAACCAGAUUUUUGUUUAUUCUUCUUGGACCACUGGGUAAAGGCCAACAAUACCAUGAGAUUGGAAGAUCAAUUGCAACACUAAUGACAGAUGAGGUAUUCCAUGAUGUUGCUUACAAAGCAAAGGACCGCAAUGACUUGGUGUCUGGAAUUGAUGAGUUUCUUGAUCAGGUUACUGUUCUCCCUCCUGGAGAGUGGGACCCAACAAUUCGAAUAGAACCACCUAAAAAUGUUCCCUCUCAGGAGAAGCGUAAGAUCCCAGGAGUGCCAAAUGGAACUGCAGCCCAUGGGGAAGCAGAACAUCCUGGGGGACACUCUGGACCAGAACUGCAACGCACUGGAAAAUUUUUUGGAGGAUUAAUUUUAGAUAUCAAAAGAAAAGCUCCCUUCUUCUGGAGUGACUUCAGGGAUGCUCUCAGUCUGCAGUGUCUGGCAUCAUUUUUGUUUCUCUACUGUGCUUGCAUGUCUCCUGUCAUCACAUUUGGUGGUCUGCUGGGAGAAGCAACUGAAGGUCGUAUAAGUGCAAUAGAAUCGCUGUUUGGAGCAUCCAUGACUGGAAUUGCCUACUCUCUUUUUGGUGGACAGCCUCUCACUAUACUUGGCAGCACAGGACCAGUUUUAGUGUUUGAGAAGAUCUUAUUCAAAUUUUGCAAAGAGUAUGGGUUGUCAUACCUUUCUCUGAGAGCCAGCAUUGGGCUGUGGACUGCAAUCCUGUGCAUCAUCCUUGUUGCAACUGAUGCAAGCUCCCUCGUCUGCUACAUUACCCGGUUUACUGAAGAAGCCUUUGCUUCUCUUAUCUGCAUCAUUUUCAUUUAUGAGGCCUUAGAGAAGCUGUUUCAUCUCAGUGAGACGUAUCCAAUCAACAUGCAUAAUAAUUUGGAGCUGCUGACAAAGUACUCAUGCAAUUGUGUGGAACCAGAACAUCCUAGCAAUAAAACCUUACAGUACUGGCAGGACUACAAUAUAUCUGCAUCUGAUGUGCCAUGGGGGAACCUAACUGUGUCAGAAUGUAAAAAGUUUCAUGGUGAGUUUGUUGGGCGAGCCUGUGGUCAUCAUGGCCCUUACGUUCCAGACGUCCUCUUCUGGUCUGUCAUCUUGUUCUUCUCUACAGUAACGCUCUCAUCCACUCUGAAGCAGUUCAAGACCAGCCGAUACUUCCCAACAAAGGUACGCUCUGUUGUCAGCGAUUUUGCUGUCUUUCUCACUAUUUUGUCCAUGGUUUUAAUUGACUACGCCAUUGGAAUUCCAUCACCAAAACUUCAGGUUCCAAAUGCUUUUAAGCCCACCAGAGAUGAUCGUGGCUGGUUUAUUACUCCUUUGGGGCCUAAUCCUUGGUGGACAGUGAUAGCUGCUGUAAUUCCAGCCCUGCUUUGUACUAUCCUUAUCUUUAUGGACCAGCAGAUCACAGCUGUCAUUAUCAAUAGAAAAGAGCACAAACUAAAGAAAGGAUGUGGAUACCACCUCGACCUACUCAUGGUGGCAGUGAUGCUUGGUGUGUGCUCUAUUAUGGGAUUGCCAUGGUUUGUUGCAGCCACUGUCCUCUCUAUUUCCCAUGUGAACAGCUUAAAACUGGAAUCAGAGUGCUCCGCUCCAGGGGAGCAGCCAAAAUUUCUUGGAAUCCGGGAGCAAAGAGUCACAGGGCUCAUGAUUUUUAUCCUUAUGGGCUCAUCUGUAUUUUUGACAAGUAUUCUAAAGUUUAUUCCUAUGCCAGUACUUUAUGGAGUGUUUCUUUACAUGGGUGCUUCAUCUCUAAAGGGAAUUCAGCUUUUUGACAGGAUAAAGUUAUUCUGGAUGCCUGCAAAGCACCAGCCAGAUUUUAUUUAUCUAAGGCAUGUUCCUCUUAGAAAGGUCCAUCUCUUCACUAUAAUUCAGCUGAGUUGUCUUGUGCUUCUCUGGAUUAUAAAGGUUUCAAGAGCUGCCAUUGUCUUUCCUAUGAUGGUCCUAGCUUUGGUAUUUGUCCGAAAACUCAUGGAUUUCUUUUUUACCAAGCGGGAGCUCAGUUGGUUAGAUGAUUUGAUGCCUGAGAGCAAGAAAAAGAAACUGGAAGAUGCAGAGAAAGAGGAAGAGCAAAGUAUGUUAGCAAUGGAAGAGGAAGGGACUGUUCAGUUACCACUAGAAGGACAUUACAGAGAUGACCCAUCUGUGAUAAACAUUUCUGAUGAAAUGGCAAAAACUGCUGUGUGGAAGACAUUGUUAAUAUCCUCAGAGAAUGCAAAAGAUAAGGAGUCAAGCUUUCCUUCUAAAAGUGCUGAAAUCAGAAAAGAGAAGAAAGCUGACUCAGGGAAAGGUGUUGACCGGGAGACUUGUCUAUGACUUGCUCUUCAAGUAAUUUUUUUACAAAUGAAUUAAAGGAGUGCCACAACCACUAAAUAUAAAUUAUUUACCUUGUAACUUUUGUCUUUCAUCUCAAACUAGCACAGGUAAUGUAGUGCAAUACUUGUCUCAUUCCACCUUGUCUACCUUGUCUAGUAUCAAUGUAAAUGUCUGAAGUAGCCAAUGCAAAAAAUCUUUGUGUUCGUUGCUGAUCUUGGCCAUUUAUCAGUACUCGUAUCAGAAAUGUAAGAAGCAAAUUUUCUUUCAAAUUCAACUUUCCUGUUAAUAGGUUUGUACUGUAUUUUGCUACUUUUUCUGUGUGAAAAUACUUAAUAAUCUUGAUUCAAGAUGAACUUGAAAACCCUUGUUCCAAUUUUUUUUUUUAAAUCACCUAACUAGUAAAUGAUUUCUGGAGACCCAAACUGACAAACAAACAUUAAGAAGUUUAUAAAAUAACAGCUGAUCUGACCCCAUGAAUAAACUAACAAGGAUAAUACUUUCCUCCUUCAUCUGUCCAUUUGAAGUCAUGGAUUCAGUUUUGCAAUGUGAAUUGCAGGGUCAGAUUCUGUAUUUGUGAAGUUUUCCUUGAUUUAAUACAGUGUAUUUAAUAUUAAAAUUUGUAUGUAACUGGAACAUAGUCCUAUAUAUAUAUAAAUAUAUAUAUAUAUAUAAAAUUAUAUAUUAAAACAUUUUCUCACCUUAGCUAAAGAACACCACCACAUCCUUUGAUGUGAAACAUGGGUACAGUAUUUCGUAAAAUGCGAUCUGUGAUUACGGUAUCUUAUCUUGUAUUGUAUGAAUGUUGCCAUGGUAGGCCAAAACAAUGUAUUUUGUCAUUUAUCAAUCCAUUAUUUUAUAAUAGGGAAAAUUUUGUAGAUACAAACUAUACCCCACAUGCAGUUUUAUCACCUGCCCAAUGAUCUUCCUCUUUAUUGCCUAAAAUUCAGCCACAUAAAGGACGUAUUUAUAUUGUCUUCUCUCCACUAACAACUGUAAAGCUCUUUGUUUCAGAGAUUGUGUAUAAUACUUAAAUGGGUAUCCUGCUGUUGUUUUGUUACAGCUCUUUAUUAUUCCAUCAAGUACAUAUUGAUUAAAAGAUAAAAACAACAUUGCAAAGUAAAAUGUGGCUAUAAGGCUAUACAUUUUUUGUAAUGGAUUUUGUUACUGCCUGAUCCUUCAAGCUGUUCUUUUGUGUAAAAGACUGCGAGAUUAGGUAUUGAAUGAACAGGGAUGUGGAGCUGAAGUUUUAUUGUGUUAUUUGGAGUUCACUGAUUUUUAAAUUUUUUUAAGAUAAAUUUUUAAAUUAUUAAAAUGAAAGCUAACUCUCAGUAUUAUGCUGUAACUUUGAAUCCUAAAAAUAAGAAUUGUAGUCUUGCAAUCUUUGUAAGAACUCAUCCAUAGGGCUCUAACAUUCCCCAGCUUUCCCAAAUACGCUAAUUUUCUAUACACCUCGUGAACAAGUUUUCCCAUUCAGCACAUUUAAAGUAUUCCAAUGUUUUUGUGUAUGUGAGUGUGUAUGUUUUAAUACUUUAGCCAUAAAUAAUUGCAUUUUGCUGCAAACUUAAUAGGGUCACUGUUCUAAAUUUACCUUAGCAUUAUCAAAGCCCAUUAAAAGCCAUUUUUAUGGAGAAAAAAAAUCCAAUGGAUGCGAAGAAAGAUUCACAUCUAAUUCAAUGUUUUGUAUAUGUAAAUUUAGGAAAAAAAAUCUGAUGCAUUAAGGUUAAAUGCUUUGUUUUGUGUACUUGAUGAUAAAUUGUAAGAUUCCAGUUGUUUUAAAGUUAGUAUAGAAGCUCAAUACUGGUUUGUCCUGAAAGCAGCCUGAUGGUGUUUUAACAUGUUGCUGACUUUGUUACGGAUAAUGUAUACAAUCAAAAUGUAUUAGCUUCACUUGACCAACUCUUAGAAUAUUAAGAAAUCAGUGUAUUCAAUGGCAUUCUGUAUUUCUGUUCAGUAUUUCAGAGUGGUUUUAUUUUAAAACGCUCUGGUUUUGCGUGAAUUUAAGUGCUUUUCCAAUGCUAAUCUUAACAUUCUGAAAUCACACACAAUGUAAAGCAGAUGUAGUGCUAUAUUUACUUCUAAUUUCAUAUUCCUGGUCAAAAUUACUCAACUUCUUGGAUGUAAUUUAUUACAAAAGUUUAUGUGUACAUGUGAAUAGACUAUUGUGUUUUUCACAAUUAAGAUAUGUUAUGUGAAAAUAAAUAUUUAUCCUAACUAA
Molecule: messenger RNA, 6159 nt
Organism: Vidua macroura (Pin-tailed whydah)
Lineage: Eukaryota; Metazoa; Chordata; Aves; Passeriformes; Viduidae
Gene: SLC4A10
Product: solute carrier family 4 member 10
Exons: 30
Coding region: 645-3944 (1099 amino acids)
Biological process (GO): monoatomic anion transport; bicarbonate transport; transmembrane transport
Cellular component (GO): basolateral plasma membrane; plasma membrane
Molecular function (GO): solute:inorganic anion antiporter activity; monoatomic anion transmembrane transporter activity; sodium:bicarbonate symporter activity
Source: RefSeq, a predicted model, not a curated record